AGUGGUUCUAUUUAGUCAGCUGAGCUCAGGUCAGUUUUGAGUGGUUUUGUAGUUUCGAGUCACUAAAUGGCUAUGAAACGGUCAUGCUUUGUGUGGAGAACGUAUGUUCCAUUCCGAAUGGGAACUCGACUUUGCAAUUAUAGCGCGUGAAGGCGAGCCUGAACUAGGCGUGCAAGCACGUUCCUUAUCUGUAAGCGGUCAGUCAUCAGGUGAAAUCAGACCACUCUGUUCUGCAGACAUGCCACAUGUUCUCUGUCUCCUGCUCUUCGUGCUGUCCUGCACCAAUUCUGUGACCUGCUCGCUGAUAUUCGCCACAACGGGCAAGGACGUCACACUCCGCUGCCAGUGUUCCAAGAACCGGAACUGUCACGAGGAGGUUAUCCGCUGGGUUCGAAUGGACUCGAAUGAAUCACUGCAAAUUAUCGAUAAUAAAUGUGAGCAAUCGCACUGCCGAUUCGCCAGCAAAACAUUAAAUGGCACUCACGUUGUACUCCUGACGAUUGCUCAGGUUGAACCAGGGGAUUCUGGUCGAUAUUACUGCGUAGAGCACUACAAACGCGACAUCCAAUUUAACGACAACGGAACCCUUUUAAUGGUCGGAGAUGUCUGGACAGACAGCAGUGAAGUAGAUUUGCUGAAUGAAUGGACGGGUGAGGGUGGAAGCCCAGAGCUGGAUUGGAGUGAAGCUCAAACACCAAACAGUAGUCAAGAGUUUAUAUCUAAAUGGAGGUAUGAGACUAAAGAGAGUGCCCUUCUGGAUGUACGGCACACUGAGUUGCGCUGUGUAGUGACCAGACUCAGUGCCCCCUGGGUAAAUAUCUACUGGCAGUCGACCCGCGAAUCAUGGGAAAAAACUGGCCAGACCUGGUCUUUGACAGACACCGAGAGAGGGUACAGGGUAGAGAGCCAGUUGCGAAUUGGACUAAAAGUGAAGUCUGACUGGGAGGAUGAGGAUGAGGAUGAGUAUGAGUACGAGCACGAGUACGGGUACCCAGAUUAUAUACUUAAGGAGAUGGAUUUUGAUAAGAUGGUGGAAAUGGAUGAAGAAUUGUGGUGUGAGGUCCAGGUUGGGGUGAAUGUCUCUGUUCAGAGCCCAAAGUUUUCAUUCCGUCAGCAAGGCCAUACUGACUCUGAAUGGUGCAAUGGAGUCCUAUAUGGUGAAAUAGCCUUUUGUGUGCUCUGUGUGUGCCUUCUCACCCUGCUCAUCUGUCACUGUCUCCGCCACCAGCACAAAGGUUCAGAACCGCCAGCGACCGAAAUGUCAACAACAUUGGACUCUUGCAGAGAUGUUGUCUUUUCAGACAUGAACUAUGCCCGUCUGGAUUUAAAGAAUCAACCCAAGACAGAGAGAAGACAAAGACAGAAGAGCAGACAGGAAAACAGUCAUGAAGACGGACUGGUGUACAGCGAAGUGGGACACAAACAUGUUUGAAGAUUACAGCAUGGGUUAAAGAUGGAAAGAGACAUUCACAUGCCUUCAGAAGAAGAAAUACAGAAAGUCUCACUGAUACUACAGGAACUCCCCAGGGAAAAAGGACAGAAAGGCAAACAAAGACAGGCAGAUCUGUACAGUCAUUUAGGUUUUGAAUAUCUUGUGUUUGUCUCUCAGUGUAAACUUGCAGUGUUUGUGAUUUUUUUCAGACCUCCUAAUUUUGGGGAUGCAUUAACAGAAAUGCAUGUGUCUAUAAGAGCAGUGCUUCCUAAAGAAUUAUUUUGACCUAUGAUCUAUCACUUGAAGAUCUUUUUUUCUGCAGCAUACCAAAAUGAUACAAUGAAUAUGCUACUUGUCGCAAUGUUGCCUUAUUAUCCUGCUGAUCAAUGAGAAAUGCGCGAAAUGUGCUGAAUUUAUCUAAAGUGAACUGUUUGGUCAAUUACUUUUUUUACUUAGCUCAUGUUUUAUGCAAUGAAUUAGUCAUUUAAAAUUUUCAUGUUUUUUUUCUCACCCCAAAAUAAAUUCCUGUGACGCUAA
This is a messenger RNA of Anguilla rostrata (American eel), 1969 nucleotides long. RefSeq lists its product as uncharacterized. Bases 104 to 1432 code for a protein of 442 amino acids. The record is from RefSeq and is a predicted model, not a curated record. NCBI's taxonomy places the organism in Eukaryota, Metazoa, Chordata, Actinopteri, Anguilliformes, Anguillidae. The transcript has 7 exons.